This is a messenger RNA of Triticum turgidum subsp. durum (durum wheat), 1050 nucleotides long. NCBI's taxonomy places the organism in Eukaryota, Viridiplantae, Streptophyta, Magnoliopsida, Poales, Poaceae. The record is from the annotation of a GenBank genome assembly.
AUGCCCAUGGCCGGCCUCUUCCGGUCACCUCAUCCCUCCAUCUACGCUCCUCCACCACCGUCAUCUCACCGGGUGCCACCAAUCCGCCGCGCCACCACGAGAAUUACAAGCAGCAGCAGCAGCAUCAACAGCGAGUCCUCCUCCACCAACACCAACACCACCACCAAAACCGCCACGACGGUGAAACUGACGUACCUAGAGUUCAACGGGUGGCUGUGGGAGCUGGACGGCGGCCGCUUCCGCGUCCUCGUCGACCCGCUCCUCGUCGGCAACCUCGACUUCGGCAUGCCCUGGCUCUUCGACGGCGCCAAGAAGACGCUCCCCAAAGACGGCCUCCAGGACCUCCAGGAGGACCUCGCCGUCGUCGACCUGCUCCUCAUCACCUCCAGUCUCGAUGACCACUGCCACGUCCGCACGCUCACCCGCCUCGCCGCCAUCUCCCCCGACCUCCCCGUCGUUGCCACGCCGAACGCGCGCCCCAUCCUCGCCGCCCUCCCCUUCAACGACGUCAUCUACCUGGAGCCGGGCCAGUCCACCACGGUCGUCGGUGCCACCACCGACUCCGAAGCCACGGUGCUGGCCACCCCCGGCCCCGUAAACGGGCCGCCGUGGCAGCGCCCGGAGAACAGCUACAUGGUCACCACCACCGGAAAGGGACAGCGCAAACACAACAUCUACUAUGAGCCGCACUGCAUGUACAACGCCGGCUUCCUGCGCGACCGCGGGCUGCACGCCGACGUGGUCAUCACGCCUGUCGUCAAGCAGCAACUCCUGGCCACCUUCACCCUCGUGUCCGGCCAGGAGGACGCCGUUGAGCUCGCCCGGCUGCUCCGCGCCGCGUACAUAGUGCCCAUGAGCAACGGCGAGUGCGACGCAAAGGGGCUCCUCACCGCCGUCAUCUCCACCCAGGGCACCACGCAAACCUUCAAGGACCUGCUUGCCGACGCGCUCCCCCAAACGCAGGUCGUCCAGCCCACGCCCGGCGUCCCGCUCUACCUCCACUUCCAGGACGACAACAACACUUCUGCACCAUCGUCGUCGUCAUCAUAA